UGUCUCGCUCUCUCUUCAGGGCUUGCUACCAGCUCUUGACUCAGUACUCGCUCUGCUUCACGACUGACUCGCAGGUGGCAGGCACAUCACCAUCUCUCUCGCUGCCCAGUCUCAACUCGCUCGCUGUUGUGGACUGUGACUAUAUUUAAACUGUUGAUUGUGUUGCGUCUACUGUCGGACCCAAUUCAAUUAAUUCAAUUAAUUCAACUUCCAUCACCCUCGAGCCGGAUCUCAGACUGCCGCGCAGUCGUUCGCUCGCUAUGGCGAAAACCACACAUCGGCCACAGUCGCCCUCAGAGUCCAUUGACCACCUCAAUGCCUGCGUCUCGAGUGCUGGCGCCCCGAGGCUGCUGCAGAAUGAAGCUACCUUUCGAGAAUGGGUGGUGCAGAACCAGAUCGGCAUCUCGUUGACCAUCCUGUCGACCCUCCUCGCCGCCCACAAUCUCUACCCUUCCGUGCAGUCCUUCACCACCCCGUUUUUCCAAAUGUCCUACUACCAGCCCGACACGGGCCUGUAUUCCCAAGGCUGGGACGACGUGUACUUUGUCGCCAGCGCCAUCCUCGCCUUCACCGCGGUGCGCGCCAUCUUCAUUGACUGGAUCUUCCGUCCGUUCGCCAAGUCCACGGGGCUGAAGAAGAAGACCUCGAUACGCUUCGCCGAACAAGCGUGGCUGAUUGUGUAUGACGUUAGCUACUGGAGCUACGGCGUGUAUCUGUGGAGCAACUCAAGCUACUGGGGCGACUUCAGGGCCGUCUGGGCCGAGUGGCCGAAGCCUAGUGCAUCGGCUGGAAUGAAAUGGUACCUCUUGACCCAGCUCGCCUUCUGGAUCCAGCAGAUUUUCGUCGUCAAUAUUGAAGAGCGCCGCAAGGAUUUCCUGCAGAUGCUAAGCCACCACGUGGCCACGAGCAUGCUGCUCGGCUCGGCCUAUAUCUACCGGUUCUACAAUGUGGCCAACGUGGUGUUGUCGUUGAUGGACAUUGUUGAUUGGAUGCUUCCGCUGGCAAAAAUCCUCAAAUACUACGGCUACGAAAUCUUGUGCAAUGUCGUCUUCGUCCUGCUGAUUUUGACCUGGUUCGUCAGUCGCCAUGUCAUUUAUCCAGCCCUCUGCUGGUCGAUCUUCAAGAACAUUCCUGUUGCCCUGCCAUAUGGAUGCUACUCCGGGAAGACUGCCGUGAUGUACACGGCCAAUGCCUAUCCUAACCGAUUCGCUUAUCUAUUCGGCCCGUAUCUUAACGAAGAGGGGCCGAUCUGCAUGAACCAGACUGUAAAGUGGAUUUUCCUUUCUUUCCUUCUCUUCCUGCAGGGCCUGUCCAUGCUGUGGUUCACCUUGAUUGUGAAGAUCGCCAUCAAUGCCGUACGGUCCGGCAACGCGGAAGACUCGCGCAGCGACGGCGAAGACGAGGAGGGAGAAGAAGAGGACGAAGAGACCGAGAACCAAUCCAAUGAGACGGCGCGCGCCGCUCUGGCAGAUAGAAACUCCAACGCAGAGAGCUCGUGGCGUAGAGCAAACGGCUCGGUGCGAACCCGUCGUGGACAUGGCAGAGUGCUCGGUGAUAGUGACCGGAAAGCUCUCCUCGGUAGAAUCGGCUGCGACAAGCCGACGCAUGAUUGAUUGCGAGGUGGUUGAGGAGAAUGCACAUAUCUUGACAAUUGACUUGUACUGCUGUACUCACUUGUUUUGCUGAGCUGUUUAUGGUUAUAUUCUGUUGGCGGUGUGAUGUUGAAUACCCUUGUUGUUAGUUAUAUAUCUGCUAUAGAUUAUGAAUGAUGGACGAUUUCAAUCUUCAUCUUAUUGACUGAUAUUGAACACAUAUCUACAACCUAUCUACUCCCAAC
Talaromyces proteolyticus is the source of this 1837-nucleotide messenger RNA. RefSeq names its product putative longevity-assurance protein. The record is from RefSeq and is a predicted model, not a curated record. Gene Ontology annotation, cellular component: membrane. Gene Ontology annotation, biological process: ceramide biosynthetic process. Bases 261 to 1613 code for a protein of 450 amino acids. Gene Ontology annotation, molecular function: sphingosine N-acyltransferase activity. The transcript has 5 exons. Lineage: Eukaryota; Fungi; Ascomycota; Eurotiomycetes; Eurotiales; Trichocomaceae.